AUGCUGGUCUUGAUCAUCACCGCUUUGAGCGCGGUCUUCCUGCUGGUGAAAUGCGUCGCCCUAGUGAAAAAUUAUAGUCGGGCCCGUCGAACUGGCUUCCCGGUAUACAUCUCCCCGGCUCUGUCUCAGAACCCAGCUUGGAUGGUCACUGGUCCCAUUCUCCUGCCUUAUUUGAAGAAUUAUCUGCCAGGAUGGCUCCAUGACCGACUUGACGUGACCCUCCAUGGUUGGGAGUUUCGACAAAAUGGGGCAAUUCAUCGUCGAGUGGGCAAAACAUUUGCGUUGGUCACGCCAGAAGAAGUUAGCUUGUGGUCUGCAGAUCCAGUCCUUGGAAAGGUGAUCCUGCAACGACGGAAGGACUUUGUUCAAUCGCCAGCCGUCGCUCAAUUCAUGGGGAUUUUCGGAUCGAAUGUGCUUCAGGUAGAUGGCGACGACUGGCAGCGUCAACGACGUAUCAUAGCGCCCAACCUCAACGAGCGCAUCAGUACAAUUGUCUGGAAGGAAAGCUGCGCACAGGCACAAUCAAUGCUUGCUUAUAUGCUCCAGCACCCUGGUAAUGAAGCUCUCAGCGGACUGCGAUGCCUGGCAAUCAACGUGCUUGGCCGAGCUGGCUACGGGCAACAACAUGCAUGGGCACCUCAGCUUCAGGGUAGCGCGGACGAAAAGGUCGACGCAAAAGGCGCGUACUUCAAAACCAUCGCCAUGGUAGCUGACAUGUUACUUGCUGCGGCUAUUGUUCCCACAUGGAUGCUCAAGCUGCCAGUUUGGCCGGACGCUAUUCGUGCUCUCGGCAGCCAUAUCGAGAAGAUGCCAUCAAAUACAAAGCAGGUGCUCGAGGAGGAACGCAAACUUGCGGCAGAUGGACUUUCGUCGAGCGACAAUCUACUGAGCAUGCUGGUCCGGUUUUCAGAUCAGGCGAAGAAAGGCCAUGCCGAAGCGUCGGGUUCGUCGCUGUCGCUGACCGAAGACGAAAUCAGCGGCAAUCUGUUUGUUUUCAGCACUGCCGGGUUCGAUACCACGGCUCACACUAUGGGGUACGCGGUGAUUCUCCUGGCUGCGUAUCCGCAAUGGCAAGAAUGGAUGCGCGAGGAAAUGAGUGGUCUUGACUCGGACGUAUCGCAAUGGAGGUAUGAGGAGGUGUUUCCAAAAUGCACUCGCACUUUGGCUGUAAUGCACGAAACCCUCCGUUUCUUCACUCCCGUUCUCCACUCCACUCGUUUCGUCGCCGAGUCGCAGCAGCUCGCAUCAUCGGACAAGGUUCACCUACUCACAGGUCCUAUGCCGGUAUUUGUGUCGGCGCACACUAUCCACGCCGACCCUGAGAUUUGGGGUCCCGACGUCUCGCAGUUUAACCCAUCCCGGUGGAUCGGCAGCGACGGUGAACUUAUCACUCCUCCCUCGGGGACGUUUCUGCCAUGGUCGGGCGGACCUCGAGUCUGUCCUGGCAUGAAGAUGUCACAGGUGGAGUUUGUGGCCACGCUAGUAACCCUAUUCCACUCGACGAGAUGUGAGCCACUGGUUGCCAAGGGCGAGCAUAUGGAGGACAAGCGGACCGAGUUGAAAGAGUUGAUGAAGGAGUCGGUUUCGAAAUUGACGCUCACGGUGAAAGAUCCGGCAUCGGUGAAGUUGCGAUGGGUGAAUGUGUAG
Messenger RNA from Aspergillus melleus, 1647 nucleotides. RefSeq names its product cytochrome P450. Gene Ontology annotation, molecular function: monooxygenase activity; heme binding; oxidoreductase activity, acting on paired donors, with incorporation or reduction of molecular oxygen. NCBI's taxonomy places the organism in Eukaryota, Fungi, Ascomycota, Eurotiomycetes, Eurotiales, Aspergillaceae. The record is from RefSeq and is a predicted model, not a curated record. The coding region runs from base 1 to 1647 and encodes 548 amino acids. The transcript is spliced from 5 exons.